This is a messenger RNA of Aspergillus alliaceus, 1506 nucleotides long. Its product is annotated as putative carboxylesterase. The transcript is spliced from 6 exons. NCBI's taxonomy places the organism in Eukaryota, Fungi, Ascomycota, Eurotiomycetes, Eurotiales, Aspergillaceae. The record is from RefSeq and is a predicted model, not a curated record. The coding region runs from base 1 to 1506 and encodes 501 amino acids.
AUGGCCGCACCACAAAUCCAUCAUCAACCCCUCAACGCAAUUUUCGGGGGUAUUGAGCGCAUGAUUGAGGAGACUACUAUUCAUCAAUAUCGAGGGAUUAAAUAUGCCAAUAUCCCCGCAAGAUUCGAGUGUUCUGAACCUAUAGGAAACUUCGCUGGCGCAUCUAUCGAUGCUACUCGAUAUGGGCCGAGAUGUCCCCAGGUGGCUGUAGAUGUGCGCCACUUGCUUCGGAUUCCUGAAGGUUUCGAAAUCCCCGAUGAGCCUGAGGACGAAUUCGAAUGCCUGAAUCUAGACAUCACAUGUCCACCUUUAUCGCGUGAUUCGGGCUCCCUUCCCGUUUUGAUUUGGAUUCAUGGUGGCUCACAGGUCGUCACAUUUUGUUCGGCGGCGUCCAAGAUUUGUGAUCCAGCAAGGAUUGUUGCGGAUUCGAUCGAGGCUGGUCAACCCAUCAUCUUUGUUUCCAUCAACUAUCGACUCAAUAUAUUCAGCUUUGGAGAUGGAAAGGAAAAGAACCUUGCACUCAAGGACCAGAGACUAGGAAUUGACUGGGUGCGGAAGAAUAUCGCAGCCUUUAGAGGUAAUCCAGACGAUAUUACUCUUGCCGGGGAAAGCGCAGGAGCGGUUUACGUUCAUGCACAUCUGAUUUCUGGUCCUCCGGUGAAGAGAGCGGUCCUAGCAUCUGGAUCCCUUUAUCUGUCAUCGCCAUUGCCCGUAGAGCGAGGCGAUGGACUCAUCCAGGCUUUGCAAGCAAAAGUGCGGGAGCUUGGGCAAUCAUCCCUCCGGGAGGCCUCUGUCCCCAUUCUUUUACAGGCACUGACGGAAUGCAAUGUAAACACUAUGUGGAUCCAGGAGGAGCCUGAGCUCCAAGAUUGGGAGGCCAAGCCGGAACAAGUUGAUGAGCUUAUGAUAGGUGACACAGAGUAUGAGUCUGUUAUCUGGAGAAAUGGAGUGGAAACGCUAGACGGAGAGACUAUUGCUGCCGCGUUUGAAAAAGACAAGGAUUGGGGAACGCAGCUACGUAAGAUGUACCAAAUUGUCGCGGAUCGUCCUACAGCUUGCAAGUUGGGUGCCCUGGAUUUUGUCAACGACAUCCGCUAUGCACUCCCUGUUGAGGUUAUCUCCAAAAAGUUCGGCGCGGCCAACAAACGAGUGUACAGAUACUUGUUCGACCAAGCCAACCCAUGGCAAGCUUCCAGCCGCGCUCAUCAUGCUGUCGAUCUUCUUUUUCUCUUUGCUGGGAUUGAUUUGUCGUUCAACCCUGCUGCCGAAAAGGUGAGCAAGGAAACUAGAAAGCACUGGAUCCAAUUUGUCAGUGGUGGUAGUCCCUGGCCUCCAGAGGGACUAUUCGCAUUCGGGCCACUUGGAGAGUGCAAAGAAAUCUCCGAGGCGCAGCUUUCGAGUCGGAGACGACUAAAUCACCUCAAGGCUCUGACAAAGGCAGGUAUUGGUGUGUAUAUGCCCAUCGCUAUCGCCUUGACAGCAGGGAAUAUUAGCCUAUUGAAUUGA